Molecule: messenger RNA, 2212 nt
Organism: Ceratosolen solmsi marchali
Lineage: Eukaryota; Metazoa; Arthropoda; Insecta; Hymenoptera; Agaonidae
Gene: Tbc1d22
Product: TBC1 domain family member 22
Exons: 8
Coding region: 537-2153 (538 amino acids)
Biological process (GO): activation of GTPase activity
Molecular function (GO): GTPase activator activity
Source: RefSeq, a predicted model, not a curated record
UACAUAGCUAUAUUAAAGUUGCAAUGUUUGAGGAAGUGAAAACUUGAUUUAUGAUAUUUUAAAAGUGUAUAUGUAUCUUUUUCACAUUCAUUUCAACAAUAAGAUAAAGAAUCAAAGUUAAUUUGUUUUAUUAUUUGCCUAUAUUUUUUUUUUUUUAGUAAAUACUUUACCGAAAGUACGCCCUUUUAUUCAAUGUCCAUUGCAAUCUUGUUGCACGGAAUGUGUUUUAUGUGCAUAGUACUGUAGUACCGGACUACGUGUUUUGCGUAAACAAACAGAAAAUCAUUCCUGAUGACGUUUUUAACGUGGCAAAAACGCGGGCCGAUCAUCAACGGCUUGACAUUCGAAAAGUCGUCCUGGAAUAUACGUUGCAGUGUUUGCUCGUUCAUCUAACCUCUAAUUCAGACACAAAUGCUUAAUUAUAACAAUAGUAUGUUUAAUUCAACUUUAACAGAACCAACCAUCAACAUGUUAUCUCUUAUUUAAAUUAUUCUAUAAAACUAAUAACCGUUGUGAAAUGUGGUUAUUUUAAGAAUAUGGAAAACCAAAGUCGUCAUCAUCAAGUACACCAAAGUUAUCAAUCAUUUUGGAAAAAAAAUUCUAGAGCUGUUCCUGGCAGGCCUAGUUUAAAGCAAGAUUCUAAACAAGAAAAAAGUAAUUUUGUUACCAAUUCUGUUGGAGGAUCAGGAGGAACUUGGACAGGAAGUGGAGGACAAACGUCUUUUAAAGACUUUCAAGAAAGUGUAGAUGAUGCUUGGGAUUCAGGAGAUGAUGAGUUUUGUUUAGUUUCAGAUGUAAAGAUUUCUAAAAAAGUUAGUCACUCAGCAGCUUUAAGUGUUAUUAAUCAUCACCGAUCAAGUACAACUGGUAUUUUACCACAGACCAACAGUAAAGAAAGUAGUCAUCAAGAAAUUAUUUCUGAAGAGAAGAAAACAGAGGCUUUACAGAGACUAGCUGUUCAGCCUCUUCAUUUACGAAAUGCUAAUUUAAACGCUAGUGCCUCAAAAAAUUAUUCAUAUUUACCGACAGUGAAUGAUAUUGAAACUAAGACUGGAGUUUAUCAUCAACGACAUACACAGUUUCCAGGAAGGCCUCAACCUUUGAGGCAGCCUAAUUCAAGUGUAAAAUUUUUUGUACCUUCUAAAGAAAAAGAUGGAGAAAGUAAAAUUGAUAAAUUCCAAGUACUUUUAGCAACAUCUUUGCUUAAUUUAGAUGAAUUGAGACAGCUAUCAUGGUCUGGUGUUCCUGCAAAGCUACGUUCAGUAACAUGGAGGUUAUUAUCUGAAUAUCUUCCAGCUAAUUUAGAACGAAGAUCAGAUGUAUUGAAACGAAAACGCUUGGAUUAUUGGAAUUUAGUUAAACAAUACUAUGAUACAGAAAGAGAUGAAGAAUUUCAGGAUACAUAUCGACAAAUACACAUUGAUAUUCCAAGAAUGUCAUCCCUUAUAUCGCUAUUUCAACAAUCUACUGUUCAGAUAAUUUUUGAAAGAAUAUUAUAUAUUUGGGCUAUUCGACAUCCAGCUUCUGGAUAUGUGCAGGGCAUGAAUGAUUUGGUGACACCAUUUUUCUUGGUGUUUCUUCAAGAAGCAGUUCCAGUUUCAGCAUGGCAGGAAAUUGAAAAUUAUGAUGUAGCAUCAUUGCCAAAGGAACAACGCGAUAUUAUUGAAGCCGACAGCUUCUGGUGCUUAUCAAAAUUUCUCCAUGGUUUUCAGGAUAAUUAUAUUUUCGCUCAAUUAGGAAUUCAACAUAAAGUUAAUCAAUUGAAGGAAUUAAUACAGAGAAUUGAUGCACCAUUGCAUCAACACUUACAUCAACAUGGUGUAGAUUAUCUUCAAUUUUCUUUUCGAUGGAUCAAUAAUUUACUUACAAGAGAAUUACCAUUACAUUGUACUAUUCGUCUUUGGGAUACAUAUUUGGCAGAAUCUGAUUAUUUUGCAUCUUUUCAAUUAUAUGUCUGUACAGCUUUUCUUCUACGUUGGAGAAGACAUUUACUCCUUCAACCAGACUUUCAAGGAUUGAUGCUAAUGCUACAAAACCUACCUACACAAAAUUGGUCUGAUUCUGAAAUCAAUGUUUUGGUAGCUGAAGCUUACAAACUGCAAUUUACAUUUGCUGAUGCACCUAAUCAUUUUCAAGCCCACGACUCUAGGUGACCAUAUUUAUUAAUUCGUUAGCCAUUUUUUUCGUUAAUCAUUGUUAUAAUAGUUGCCAA